AUGUUGCUGAAUGUGAGCCUUAUUUUUGCUGCUGCCUUAAGUUUGGUGUCAUGUUUGAGCAUUGGAAACAUGGUGCAGAAUGCCAGAAAUGAAGGCAUCUAUGCAAUGGAGAUUGCUGAAGAAGGGGCUGGGGACACCGUGAAGACUAUUGAUAAAGAAGGCAAGCAGACCCUGAGAGUCAUUGACAAAGGGGCUGAGCAGACUGUGAAUGUCAUUGACAAAGGGGCUAAGCACACUGUGAAUGUCAUUGACAAAGGGGCUGAGCAGACCCUGAGCGUCAUUGACAAAGGGGCUAAGCACACUGUGAAUGUCAUUAACAAAGGGGCUGAGCAGACCCUGAGAGUCAUUGACAAAGGGGCUAAGCACACCCUAAGCGUCAUUGACAAAGGGGCUGAUCAGACCUUGAGCAUCAUUGACAAAGGGGCUAAGCACACCCUGAGCGUCAUUGACAAAGAUGCAGAGGACACCCUGAGCGUCAUUGACAAAGAUGCAGAGGACACCCUGAGCGUCAUUGACAAAGGAGCUACCAAGAGUCUGAAGAGUGCUGAAGAUUUUUUUAUUAUGCUAAAGAAAGAAGUCAAUUCCAAUUCUACCUGUGCCUGUGUCAACUACACUUGUGGGUGCUGCUUGCAGGUUGUUGUGGAGAAAAUUUCUCUCAAUGAAACAGGUUGUCUGAAUAUCAGCUACCUUCCAGAUGAGUAUGGGUUUGAGUUCUUAUUUACAUUGAAUGGAUUGGCCAUUAUUGAUGAAAAAAUUUCAGUGAAAAACCCGCCUCCAGUUUGUGCUGCAAUCCCUUACAUCCAUCAGGUAGCCAGCCUGUGCAUCAGGUUCUACAACCUAGACUACAAGGCCAAGCAGUUUUCUGGCUGUGCAGAUGUUGAGAUAGAAGUUGAAAGGGUUGUUUUGAAGAAGUAUGACCUGGGCUGCAUACACAUUCCACCAAGUCGGGAACACAAGCUGAUAAUUCAGUAA
Molecule: messenger RNA, 972 nt
Organism: Candidula unifasciata
Lineage: Eukaryota; Metazoa; Mollusca; Gastropoda; Stylommatophora; Geomitridae
Source: the annotation of a GenBank genome assembly